Molecule: messenger RNA, 723 nt
Organism: Lingula anatina
Lineage: Eukaryota; Metazoa; Brachiopoda; Lingulata; Lingulida; Lingulidae
Product: 60S ribosome subunit biogenesis protein NIP7 homolog
Biological process (GO): ribosome assembly
Cellular component (GO): nucleus
Molecular function (GO): RNA binding
Source: RefSeq, a predicted model, not a curated record
AUGUAAAUUUACACAUGUGCUUCCGAAGUUGCUACACAAGGAUUGGUGUUGUUGCGGCACGUUGACUAAAAAGAACAUGCGACCACUAACUGAAGAAGAGACCAAAACAUUUUUCGAAAAGCUGUCUAAGUACAUCGGUGAAAACAUCAAGUUGUUGAUAGACAGACCAGAUGGUACCUACUGCUUCAGACUGCACAAGGAUAGGGUUUAUUAUGUCAUGGAAGAGACGAUGAAGAAGGCAGCAAACAUUUCCAGAGAAAAUUUGGUCAGCUUUGGUACUUGUUUUGGAAAAUUUACCAAAUCAGGAAAGUUUCGUUUGCACAUUACUGCUCUGGACUUUCUGGCACCGUAUGCAAAGUAUAAAAUCUGGGUGAAACCCAGUGCAGAACAGCAGUUCCUCUAUGGCCACCAUGUGAUGAAGUCUGGUCUUGGAAGGAUCACAGAAAACACCCCCCAGUACCAGGGGGUCAUAGUGUACUCCAUGAGUGACCUACCACUGGGUUUUGGAGUAGCUGCCAAGUCGACAGAAGACUGCAGACGGGUGGACCCAAUGACAGUAGUCACAUUCCACCAAGCUGACAUUGGGGAAUAUAUACGAAGUGAGGACACGUUGACUUGAAACAUUACCAGACUCUUAUUUAAUUUAAUCCAUGUUUAUCUCAAUAAACUGAAUGUAUUUCAGUUGCCUGAAAGCAUUUGUCUGAAUGAGCUGGCCCAGUGUAU